Molecule: messenger RNA, 332 nt
Organism: Emiliania huxleyi CCMP1516
Lineage: Eukaryota; Haptophyta; Isochrysidales; Noelaerhabdaceae
Exons: 1
Coding region: 162-326 (54 amino acids)
Source: RefSeq, a predicted model, not a curated record
CCUCCUCCUGCCGCCGCUCCGCUCACCGAGACAACUCGGUGCCGCCGUUCUCGCCGCCGCCGCCGCCGCCGCCGCCUCCGCCGCCGCCGCCGCCGCCGCCGCCGCCUCGCGCCUUGCCUCCGUCACCGCCGCCCUCCAUCUCGCAGCGGCGCGUCCCUCUGAUGGCGCGGGCUCCUCGCUCGUUGGCGCCUCGCGCCCUCGCCGCCGCCCCCCCUCUCGCCGCCGCUCCGCUCGUGGCCGCCCCAUCCCCUGUCAAUCCCGCCGCCUCCCCUGCCAAUCCCCCGCACCACCGCCGCCACCGCCUCGCGCGUUUAGCGGGCCUUUAAGCUUAG